UUCACAUAAACGUGUCAGUGCCACACGAGUUGAUUUACUUUGAAACAUAAUUCAGUCUCAGCUUUUGCCGACGCAGACAAGAAUAUUGCUCAUAUAUUUCUGGUUUAUAGUUCAUUUUUCCCCUCACACGCGCACCUUAACGAGCGUGCCACCCGUGCGCUCCCAACACCACAACACCGGAGGGGGAGGGGGAGAGAGGGAGAGACGGAGGGAGAGGGAGAGAGGUGUUUACAUUGUGAACCAGACCUCAUAUUUCUCCAGCUGCACCACCGGGACAACAGCUGCUCCGCUUCUAUGUCACUUUGAAUCCGCACGCUUUUACGCACGGUCAUGGUUUUUACGCACAGGUGAACUUCUCUCCUCUCGUCGCUGCUCCAACUCAUCAAGUAAAGUAAGAAGGAAUCACACCUCGGUCCCUAUCUCCUCCUCCUUCAUCCUCUUUCCUGGUUGCUCGGAGGUGAACAGGUUAUCGGAGCCAUGUCCAGGAAGAAGGCAGUCAAAGCCAAAGGAAGCUCCAAGAGCCCCAAGGCGUCGCCGAGCAGCAGCGGCGGCAGCGGCAGGGACAGCGGGAGGACGGGGAAGGGUCUGGCCGCCGCUGCCGCUCCGUCCUCCGGACUGGUUUAUCCCAGCAGACCGUCCGUCAGCAACAGCGGAGAGUUUUACGACAUCGCCUUCAAGGUGAUGCUGGUGGGGGAUUCAGGUGUGGGGAAAACCUGUCUGCUGGUUCGCUUCAAAGACGGAGCCUUUCUCGCCGGGAGCUUCAUCUCAACUGUGGGCAUCGACUUCAGGAAUAAAGUUAUGACGAUUGAUGCAGUGAAGGUCAAACUGCAGAUUUGGGACACCGCUGGACAGGAGCGCUUCCGGAGCGUCACACACGCUUACUACCGCGACGCUCACGCUCUUCUCCUUCUGUAUGACGUCACAAACAAAUCAUCCUUUGACAACAUCAGGACUCACCGCUCACCGGGCCUGCAGCGUCGCUUCCAGCCUUUCCUGCAGAUUUUUUUCCCGCUGUUCUUGACCCCCCAGAAUUUCAUCUCCAACUAA
Messenger RNA from Solea senegalensis (Senegalese sole), 1047 nucleotides. RefSeq names its product ras-related protein Rab-26-like. NCBI's taxonomy places the organism in Eukaryota, Metazoa, Chordata, Actinopteri, Pleuronectiformes, Soleidae. The transcript is spliced from 6 exons. Gene Ontology annotation, cellular component: endosome; Golgi apparatus. The record is from RefSeq and is a predicted model, not a curated record. Gene Ontology annotation, molecular function: GTPase activity; GTP binding. Bases 478 to 1047 code for a protein of 189 amino acids.